GCGACUGCACCGCGCGCUGUUUUCGGAUUGUACAGCGAGGUUUAGCGGUGUGUUUAUAUUGUUUUUUACGGUACAUUUGUUGUACAGUUGUCUCCUGUUGACCGGUGAAAGGGCGCCACAGCAGCAUGUUUACCCCCCGCUCCGCACCGAGCCCCGGCCGCCGGCAGCAGGGCAGGAGCUCCGGGAGGAAGAGCGGGACCAGCCUACUGUUCUCCCCGAGGAGAGCGACUCUAUCCGGGAGGGGAACACCCACCAGAGCGCAGAGCCAUGCCGCUGCAGAUUUAUUUAACUACGAUGUGCAAACCUUCGGCUCCUCGCUGCCCGUCAAAGUGAUGGAGGCCCUGACCAUGGCUGAGGAGAUUGACCAGAUCUCAGUGAAGGUGGAUGAGAGCGGCUGGGCCUGGAUGAUCUGUGGAGAGAAACUGAUCAUCUGGAAGAUCUGCCAGACUGCUGUGGCAAAGCUGUCGGUGUGUAAGGAGCUGCAGCUUCCCGACAGUGAGUACAACUACACGGCCGACCUGGUGGCCCUUUCCUCCGCCGCUCCUCUGGAGACGGCCGGCGUUCAGUCCAUCUCCGUGCUGGUUCUGUCUGUGGAGGGAACGGCCCGUCUGUGGCCCAGUCUGUCUCAGGAGGGGAACUUCACUGAGACAGACGUGGACCUGGGGGACCUCUGCAACUUUGUGCUUGCUGUCAAAGGCGGGAGCUUCAUCUUGACCUCAGAGAAGAACCAUCUCAUGAGAGCGAGUGUAGACUCUUCUGGAAAGCUUCAGUACCGGGAGCUGCAGCGAGGGCAGGGCGUUCUCUCUGGGAUCGGACGCAGAGUCUCCAGUCUGUUCGGCAUCCUCUCCCCGCCGGCCAACGACACACUCCACAGUGUGAUGUGGUGGGGGGGGUCCAGCUCUCUGUACACACUGAGCAGCUCCAGCCUCAGUAAGUGGGAGCUGGGGGACAGCUGGGAGCACCAGGUCCUCAACUGGGACGCCCAGAAGGCUCUGACUGAGAGCAUCGCCGAUGCCAUCUGGGGGUCAGAGAGCAACUACGAGGAGCUGAAGGAGGGAGCCAACGUGACGUACCUGGACAUGAAGCUCAGCCAAUCCGGUCUGGUGGUCCUGGCUGCAGCCUGGCACCUGUCAGACUCUCCCUGCCUGGUGUACUUCUGCCUCGUCACGCUGCAGGACACCGGAGCCGCCAUCGCAGACAACUUCAUCGUGGAGGUCACCAAACACAACCCCCCCUUCCAGAGUGAGGAGGCGCUGCAGGAGACUCGGCUGGUGUUGCCUCUCUCGCCCGGCGGCACCGCCUUCCUCUACAACCAGGAGCUGGUGUUCGCCUGCUCCACAGGAACCAGCCGGGGGGGGCCGCCUGACGAGAAGAUCAGCUUCACCACGUCCGGUGAUGGUGUUCGUGGAGGCGGCUGCUGCGCCAACCUGCCCGUGUUUUUCUCCCAGAACAGCGGCCUGGUGGCGGUCGUGGCUCGAGAGAGCGUCUCCAUCCUGCCGGAGACCAUGGAGGACUCGCUGUGCUCCUCGCUGGCUGCAGCUCCAGAGAGUUCAGCCAUGGAGACUUCGAGCAGAGCGGAGCCGGUAGCUCAUGAGGACAAAACCAAACUGCUGAAGGCGGCGUUCCUGCAGUUCUGCCGUAACGACCUGGUGGGCGCUCAGACGGUCACAGACGAGAUCUUCCCCCCCGAUGGAGACGGGGAGGAGGGGUCGGAGCUGGACAGCGUGGUGACUCGGAUCGACCUGGACCUCGUGGACGAUUACCCUGCCUCGGACCCCCGCUGGGCCGAGUCCGUGCCCGACGAGAGCGCUGGGUUCCCUCUCACCUCCCUCAUCAUCCUCCAUCAGCUGGAGGACAAGAUGAAGGCCCACGGCUGCUUCAUGGAAUUCCUGCUGCAGGUGGGUCUGCUGGAUCGCCUCGGCCAGGUGACGGUGCGCUCGUCUCCCAUGGCGACGCGCCUGCUGCUAUGCGAACACGCCGAGAAGCUGCAGGCGGCCAUGGUGCUGAAGAACCUGCACUCCAAACACGCCGAGCUGGUGAACCGGGCCAUCAGCGCCGCGCUGGAGAGGGGCAGCGCCGCCGUGCCGCCCAGCCUCACCUCCGCAGACGUCUUCUUCAGAGAGGUUUCUCAGAUCUCCUCGGUGUUCGACUGCCUGCUGGACGAGGAGGAUCGCAGUCUGAAGGAGAACCCGGUGGACUCGGUGCAGUGGGCCGAGGUCAUCCUCACCGUCAACAACAUCAUCAAGGACAUGCUUCAGGCUGCCGGACAUUACAGAGAGACGAAGGCCUUCAUGUACAGAGCCUCUGAACACUCUGCUGCAGAGCCAGAAUACAUCCCAUGGACAGCGUCCGGAGGUGUUGGCGGCGCUCGCUCCGUCAUCUCUCGGCAGCACGAGAUCAUCCUGCGCUCCGUGUAUCCGAACGCAGACUCGGAGCUGCGCAGCGCCCUGUGUGAGCAGCUGGUGGCGCUGCUGGACAUCCACCUGGGCGGGUACGUGGCCCAGCUGACCUCCCUGACCUCCCUGCAGCAGGAGCGCUACAACAGCCUGGAGAUGGAGUACAGCCAGCGCCGCUCAGAGCUGCUGGCGCCGCUGUUGGAGCUGGGUCAGUACCAGUGGGUGGCGGCGCUGGCGGAGAAAUACUGCGACUUCGACAUCCUGGUGCAGAUGUGCGAGCAGACGGACAACCAGAGCCGCCUGCAGCACUACAUGAGCAAGUUCGCUGACCAGAACUUUGCUGACUUCCUGUUCCGAUGGUACAUGGAGAAAGGGAAGAGAGGGAAGCUGCUCUCUCAGCCGGCGGCGCAGCACCAGCAGCUCGCCAGCUUCCUGCAGUCUCACCAGCACCUCAGCUGGCUGCACCACAUCCACGUGCACGACUACCGCAGCGCCAACCGCACGCUGCACAGCCAGGCGGACGCAGAGACUCGGUACUUCGUGAAGAAGAAGACGCUGCUCGCUCUCAGUAAACUCACCAUGCUCGCAUCCGACCUGCCGGACGACCAGCUCAACAAUCACGUCGACGACAUGGUGGAGCAGGAGCGCUUCCUGCUGCAUCAGGAGACCCUGCCCCGACAGCUGCUGGAGGAGAAGCAGCUGAACCCUGACACCAUGCCUCUGCUCAGCGCUCACAACCUCAUCCAGCUGUACAUCUGUGAUGAAAACAGGCGCGCCAACGAGUACGACUUCAAAAAGGCUCUGGAUCUGCUCGAGUACAUCGACGAGGAGGAAGCUGAGGACAUCGACUUGUUGAAGUGUGAGAUCUUCGGCAAAGCGCUGCGGAGAGACGACUGGUCCUCUGCUGACGGCAGUGACGAUCCUCUGGAAGCGGCUAAAGACAGCAUCUUCAUCAAAGUCCUCCUCAAACUCAUCCAGGAAGGCGUUUCUCUGCAGACGUACCUGCCCGACGUCAAAGAGCUGCUGGAGCUGGACGAGCUGAGCUCUCUGAAGUCUAAACCCUACUUUGAGUUUGUUCUUCGAGCAAAUUAUGAACAUUACCUGGAGGCUCAGAUGUGAAGAAUGUUUCAGAAACACCUGCUUCAGCUUUCUGAUCAUUUUCAAGAUAUGUUUGAAUAUGUUUGUGCUCUUUUCUAAAUAAAUGUGUUGUUAUUUCUGUA
Molecule: messenger RNA, 3616 nt
Organism: Trematomus bernacchii (emerald rockcod)
Lineage: Eukaryota; Metazoa; Chordata; Actinopteri; Perciformes; Nototheniidae
Gene: nup133
Product: nucleoporin 133
Biological process (GO): transcription-dependent tethering of RNA polymerase II gene DNA at nuclear periphery; poly(A)+ mRNA export from nucleus; protein import into nucleus
Cellular component (GO): nuclear pore outer ring
Molecular function (GO): structural constituent of nuclear pore; protein binding
Source: RefSeq, a predicted model, not a curated record